Messenger RNA from Prunus persica (peach), 1905 nucleotides. RefSeq names its product 4-coumarate--CoA ligase-like 5. NCBI's taxonomy places the organism in Eukaryota, Viridiplantae, Streptophyta, Magnoliopsida, Rosales, Rosaceae. The record is from RefSeq and is a predicted model, not a curated record. Gene Ontology annotation, molecular function: CoA-ligase activity. The coding region runs from base 177 to 1886 and encodes 569 amino acids. The transcript has 4 exons.
GUCGGCCGGCUACUAACAACAUAUAUAUAUAUAUAUAUAUAUAAACUUUGAUGGACGUUUUUAACAAAGCUAAACCUCGACCUUGUCAUACUCAGACAACAAUAAUAUAAGCCAACAUACUGUCCUAUUUAUUUGCUCCAUGUUACACCAAACUUUAGUGUACCACAUUUGCAACAAUGUCUACUGAAGAAUUCUCCGGCGAUGAUCAGCUCUAUACCGACGGAAGUAUGAACGGUUUUGAUGCCAAAACCGGAAUAUAUCAUGCCCUGCCCAACCUCGGUCACCUUCACAAAAUCCCCACCAGGCCUGACCUUGACACUGCCACAUUUGUACUGUCACAGUUCCCACCCCAUCACCAGGCCAAGUCACGAGUUGCACUGAUUGACUCAGCCACCAACCAGCGUGUCACCUAUGCACAGCUUCAUCACUCAAUUCAGUGUCUUGCCUCAGGCUUGUACCAGGGACUUGGGGUUAGAAAAGGGGAUGUGGUUUUUCUCUUGUCCCCAAACUCACUUCUGUACCCAACAAUAUGCCUGGCAGUGCUAUCCAUUGGUGCAGUUUUAACCACUGCCAAUCCGCUCAACACCAAGUCAGAAAUCGGUAAGCAAGUUCGUGACUCGGGUGCCAAGCUUGCUAUUUCAGCUCCUGAGGAGCUUCACAAGUUGGCCCCAACUGGGGUGCCUACAAUUUUAACAUCGAGGCCAUUGUUGAGUGGAGACAACUCUCUGUGCAUUGAAGAAUUGAUUGAAGGCUGUGAUCCAAUUCCAACCGAGUUAAUACAAGCCCGCCCAACUCAGUCGGACACUGCUGCUAUUUUGUACUCUUCAGGGACUACUGGGACAAGCAAAGGUGUAGUUCUAACACAUGCAAAUUUCAUUGCCGUUAUGACAACGCUUAGAUGGACUGUAGACGGGACAUCAGCUCAAGAUGAUGUGUUUCUGUGCUUCAUUCCUAUGUUCCACAUCUACGGGCUCGCUUUCUUUGGUCUUGGAUUGUUUUGCUCAGGAAUCACCACUGUUUUGAUGCAAAAGUUUGAGUUCAACACCAUGUUGGAUGCUAUAAAAACUCACAAGGUGAGUAACAUACCUGCCGUGCCACCGGUGAUUCUUGGACUAGUAAAGUAUGCAAGCAAAGCUGCGUGUGACUUGUCGUCGUUAAGGAGAGUAAGUUCAGGAGCUGCACCAUUGAGCAAAGAAGUAGUUGAUGAGUUCAGAGAGAGGUUUCCUUGGGUCCAGAUGAGGCCAGGCUAUGGCCUAACAGAAAGCUGUGGUGCAGCAACGUUUUUCAUUUCGGAUGAACAGGCUAGGGGUCACCCUGCCUCUUGUGGGUUGUUGCUGCCAACCUUUUGUGCUAAGAUAGUUGAUAUUGAGACUGGAGAGGCCUUGCCACCAUAUAAGGAAGGGGAGCUGUGGAUGAAAAGCCCUACUAUUAUGAAAGAGUAUUUGGGGAAUGUGGAAGCAACAGCUGCAACAAUUGAUUCAGAUGGGUGGCUGAAAACUGGGGAUCUUUGUUAUUUUGAUGAGAAUGGGCUUCUUUACAUUGUUGAUCGGAUCAAGGAGCUCAUCAAGCAUAAUGGAUAUCAGGUUGCUCCGGCAGAAUUGGAGGCAAUACUUUUGAGUCAUCCUCAAAUUCUUGAUGCAGCCGUUAUACCGGUUGAAGAUGAAGAAGCAGGACAAAUACCAAUGGCAUAUGUGGUGAGAGCAGCUAGUCCAGAUGGACUCACUGAAGACCAAGUCAUUCAAUUUGUUGCCGGCCAGGUGGCCCCCUACAAAAAAGUAAGAAGAGUUGGGUUUAUCUCUGCCAUUCCGAGGUCGCCUGCAAGUAAAAUCUUAAGGAAGGAACUGGUUAAUUUACAAAGCAAACAGCAAAUAGUCUCCAGAUUGUGAUGUUUUCUUCCUUUGCCAU